Messenger RNA from Podarcis lilfordi (Lilford's wall lizard), 44039 nucleotides. NCBI's taxonomy places the organism in Eukaryota, Metazoa, Chordata, Lepidosauria, Squamata, Lacertidae. The record is from the annotation of a GenBank genome assembly.
AUGGGGACUGGGCUGUGCACCAGGAGGCAAAAGGGCCUCUUGCAAACUGGGUUUUGCCUAGUGGCCGUGGCCUGCCUGGCAUCCGGAGCUUUCCUGUACAACCACCUCCAGCAGAAGGUGAAGUCCGCAGAAGCCUUGGCUUUGAAAUACAAGCAGCAACAGGAGGUGCUUUCGGCUCAAUUGCAAGGUGAGAAGGGGUCUUGGCUUGCUUCGUUCGCGAUUGCGUUUCCUGCUGGUCUGUUAGGGCAGAUGGGUGCUGCCCUACCAACCUCAGUCUGCCCGCAGCCAGGUCUCCCUGGCCUGUCUUCUUCCUUCCAUCCAGUCCAGGGGGUGGCCCUGCCUACCAGCUUCCUCCUCCUUAGGCUCAGUGGUGCCCCUUGUGGGACUCGGCAGGGAAGAGGAUGGGGACGAAACUAGAAUUAGUUGGCUCUGGUCCUUUCCCAUCAUGUGCAGCACACAUGCAUACAAUUUAAUAUCUAAAGCAACUGGUCUAUGCAGUCCAGGGGAACAGAGCCUGGGGGGCCUCCAGAUCUACUCCUGAACAUCAGCUGGGGCUGGGAGUUGGAAUUCAAGAACAUCUGGAAAACCACAGGCUGUCUAUUUCUGGUUAGUCCUGCAGAAGCUAGUCUGAGGUCACUGGGUGCUUGGUGUUGUUUUUAUUGUUUAUUAAUUCAUGUGCCAUUUUUAGGCCAAAAUGGCUUCUACAACAAUAAAAUACACACAUAAUUAAAGCAUGCAAUAAAACAAGUCCACAUAAACCUUAAAAACACUCCUAAUUUAAAAUUACACAAGCCAUGACAAUUGCAUAAAAAGCAUGACAAUGAAAACGGCUAAAACAACAAGAUCAGAAGUUCCAGUUCAAGGGAUUGCUUUCCUAGACAGGUGUGUCUUCAGGAGCCGGCAGAAUGCCAAUACUGAUGGGAUCUCUUGCAUUUCAGCAGGGAGGGUGUUCUGCAACAGUGGUGCCACCACUAAACAAGCCUGCCUCUUCGUCUCAACCAGGUCACAUUUGCUGAUCACAGUGCCCUCACUGAACAGUGGAAGGGAGCAUGGUUUUUUAGGGAACCCAGUCCAGAUUUAUUUAAGGCUUUGCAUGUAAAUAGCAGAACCUUAAAACUGACUUGGUGGCUAUCAGGCAGCCAGUGCAGAUUCCUCUUUCCUGUUUUGUGUCCCACCUUGUGGUGCUCAGAAGUGUCUGUAUACAUCUAUGGUAGGGAACCUGUGGACCCACAGAUGUUGGACUCCAUCUCCCAUCAGCCACAGCCAGCAAGGCCUGUCCUUAGGAUGCUGGGAGCUGUCACCCAGCAACAUCUGCAGGACCACAGGUUCCCCAGCUGUGGUGGACCUGGAAGCUCCAUCAAACGAUCAUCAUGCCUCUUCACUGAUAGACCUUCCCUACAUGGGUGUGUCUAACCGUUGGUGGUGGGUAAGCUUUGAGCUAUCUAAGUUUACCAUCAUAUUUGGUGACAAACUUAGUGCAUCUAGAUGAUUUUAGAUUCCAGGGUUAAUAGUCUUAGGCUGCGGUCAAAGGGCAGUUGAUACCAUUUGCCCAGCUGCUGAUUUCCGCAUCACACCUGAGCUUUCGCAAGACAUAAAACCUACUUCCAGAAAUAUAGCAGAAAGUUGCGUGACUGGCACUUGUUUCCAAGUUACUUUUUCCUGGAAGCAAAUACUGUAUUUUUUGCUCUAUAAGACUCACUUUUCCCUCCUAAAAAGUAAGGGGAAAUGUGUGUGCGUCUUAUGGAGCGAAUGCAGGCUGCGCAGCUAUCCCAGAAGCCAGAACAGCAAGAGGGAUUGCUGCUUUCACUGCACAGUGACCCCUCUUGCUGUUCUGGCUUCUGAGAUUCAGAAUAUUUUUUUUCUUGUUUUCAUCCUCUAAAAACUAGGUGCGUCUUGUGGUCUGGUGCGUCUUAUAGAGCAAAAAAUACGGUAAUAUGGAACCAAGCACUAAACUUGGGCUCCACUCUGAUGCCUUAGAGGUCAUUGGUGGGUUUGGCUGCCCAGCAGGGAAACGCCAAAGGAAAACAUUAGGGAAGAACCGCGAGGAGGGCGGGAAAUGCCACUGGAAUGACCCAGGCGCCAUAGACUUCCCCUGUUAUUUCUGUUCAUGAUACCAGACUCAUUGAAUGACUAUUGGCCAUGCCACCUGGGGGCUGUUGGGAGUUGUAUGCCAUCCAGAACUUCUGGAGUGCACCAGGUCAGGGAAAUCCAAUUUAGGAGGAUUGCUCAUUAUGCUCUUCAGGGUUUGAAAGACCAGGCCUUUUGCUGCUUGAAAAACCUGAGGUCACCAGGGAUGCAGAAUCACAACACAGACAACACACAGCGUUGCUGUUCUGCUGAUGUCAGCUCCAGAGCUUGCCCCCUGGGAUCAAAAGGCAAAUAGCUUCUCCUGGCACCAUGCGCUGGCUAUUAGUCUGGAAGGACCAGCUGGGGAGUUCAGGAAGGAGCUUUAAACAUACCAGAAGUAGCAGCAGCACACUGUUUGUUUUUCAUUAUCUCUUCCCUGCCUCCAACUCGCAUGCAGGCAUUCUUCAGAAACUUGCAGUUACUGAACUCGGAGCUCAUGUCCAAUGGAGGGACAUUCUUAUGUUAUAGCAAAAUGUCCCCUCCUCGCUGCUCCCGGAUUGACGGGUAACUGGUGGUCUCUGGGACUGGAUCCAGCUGCUUGGCAGAUUCCGCCCUUCCUGCCUGCCUCUUGGCAGGGUCCUCAUCCAGGCCUGAUCAAACGUUUGGCAACAGUUUUGCUGGUGUGGGAAAGGGAAGGCGGGGAUUGAUUUCUGAUUUCUGCAAGGAAUAUGCCGUAUUGGCCUGAAUAUAAGCCGCACCCGAAUAUAAGCAGCACCUUUAACAUUGCCGGCUGCCUUUUCUCUUCCUCGCUCUCUCCCUUCCUGGCCUUGGGGGAGAGGAUGGGGGACUAUGCAUGGGGCAGGUGUCAUCUUGCUGCGCUCCUGGCGCUGUUUGCCCCAGGCUCCUGGCUGCAUACCGUAAGGUCGCGAAUAUAAGCUGCUCUUUAACUUUUCACGGUUGGGAUUUGGGGGGAAAGUGAGGUUUAUAUUCAGGCCAACACAGUAUUCCACGCUUUGCUGUUUGGGGCUUGGAAGACUGGUUCCUUACUUACCUCCCCCCCCUCCCCCCUGGUUUUCAGGGCUGCCACUUCCUUUAAAAGCAAAGCAAGGUGCUGGUCCUCAUGAUUCUUAAUAAAGGGCAGGUAUAAAUAGGAACAUGGGACUGAUCUAAUCAGAUGCACUUGCGGAAGCCAGAGCAAGAGCUUUCGCCCAGUGCCUCUCCCCAUAUCCACUCUGGGGGGGUUGGGAGAACCCCAGGACAGCGUAUGGGGGGAAGAGGGGGGGAUAAUCCCAUCAGGGGAAGCAGAAGUGCUUGUGGGAAUGGAACAAUUAAUUUCACUGGGUCUACUCUGAGGAAGACUUAGUUGGGCAGAAGCCGGAAGGUUUUUUUUUACUGUGCCUGUAUCACAUUGCUUAUAGGUGAUAUUGUUUUGCUCCUGCAAUGGUUUCGGGAUGGGCAGGCUGUUUUGUUUCCAAUCCGUGCAUGUCCUGUAACUUCCUGGUGAUGUCCUGCCACUUUUCCAUGUCUCUCUCUCUCUCUCUCUCUCUGUGUGUGUGUGUGUGUGUUGCUGUCCCAUUUUUGUUGUGCAUUAGUGCAAGGGUUGCCCCUCCAGAUGAGAGCGAUUUGUGGCGGUCACAUUUAUUUUUUAAAUAUUUGUAUACUGCUGCGGCGUAACAAAUAAUAUCAUAGCGCUACCGUGAUAAAAAAUGUAAAACCAAAUGACAAAAACCAUUUAGAAAGUUAAAAACAAAAAGCAAUUAAACCAUAGUGGAAGGACGUAUUCUUAAUAGCCGGCAGAAGAGAAGGGUUUUCAGCAGCAGGCAUUUGGCACAGAAGGUGGCCACUGAAUUUCUUGCUAGCAGCAUAUUCCACAGGACUAGGCUGCUUGUAACAGUCUGACUGAGACGGCGUUUUUAAUGACAUGUUGCAGAUACACCCACCAAAAACCCAGGACCAAACAGCAGCCCGGAGAGAGACCCUUUGGUGUCCACAUUUGCUAAUUGUGGAGGGUUUCCUUCAGUUCUCUGGCUUCAACAGCUCUGAUUCCAACCGCCACCUUGGUGAUUGUUCCUGUAUUACUUUUCCCAGAAUACCUAGGGAAAUGCCUCCUUCUGGGCCAUUGCAGAGGGAAAAAAAACCCCCAACCCAAAUUCUGGCCCUUUCACCCAUGCCAGAUUGCUCCUUUGAAGGAAGGGCCAUAGCUUAGUGACAGAGCUCCUGCUUUGCAUUCAGAAGAUGCUGGGUGGUGUAGUGGUUAGAGUGUCACAUUAAGACGUGGGAGACCAGGGUUCAAGUUCCCACUCAGCCAGGUGACCUUGAGCUGGUCACUGCCUCUCAGCCUAACCUUCCUCGCAGAGUUGUUGUGGGGAUUCAGUGAGGGUGGGGAGGGAACCACACCCACCAGUUUGAGAGCCAGUGUGGUGUAGUGGUUAAGAGCGGUAGAUUCAUAAUCUAGGGAACCGGGUUCGCGUCUCCGCUCCUCCACAUGCAGCUGCUGGGUGACCUUGGGCCAGUCACACUUCUUUGAAGUCUCUCAGCCCCACUCACCUCACAGAGUGUUUGUUGUGGGGGAGGAAGGGAAAGGAGAUUGUUAGCCGCUUUGAGACUCCUUCGGGUAGUGAUAAAGCAGGAUAUCAAAUCCAAACUCCUCCUCUUCUUCCUUGGAGAAAAGGCUGGGGCAGAAAGGCAAUCCGUCAAUCAAUCCCUGGCAUCUCUAGAUAAGGCAGAGGUAAAGAGGCCUGAAAGCCUAGGGAGCUGCUGCCAGCCCGUGCUGACAGUACUGAGCUCCAUGGGCCAAAGGUCUGGCUUGGUGUAAGACAACUUCCUGCAUUCCUUUCCAGCCCUCCAUCUGAUAUCCAAAGGGUUUCUAAAUGUUUUUCCUGCAUGCUUUGCUUGGGGCCUGAAUGAGCUCUGGCAUUCUGGCCGAGCGCCAGUUCUGGUAAUUACGGCUAGAGAUGCCUGCUCUGCUUUCCCAGCUGGCUACACUUUUCUAGAAUAGAACUGCGGAGCAGGAGAGAGAGAGAGAGAGACCCUCAAAGGUCUUCUAAUCCCAUCGUCCAGACCAAGCUUGACGAAAAGCCCUGGCAGAGACGAGCUCGAAAAACGUUUGAGCUGCGGUUGGGGGCAAAAAUCUUAGAAGCAUGGAAGAAGAAAGAAGUAUAAAUGGUUUCUCUCUGUGUGUGCAUAAGUCACAUACGGAUAAAAUCUCCCUUGAAUAGCAAACUCGGCUGCUGAGUGCCAAUCAAAACAGAGCCAAAACAGGGCUGUUGAGAAAUAUAAGGGGAAUCUCAGCAGACUUGGGAGAAGAGUGAAAUUGAUAGAGGUACGAGACACCAGAUCGCAAACAGAUCUAAGGGUGCAAAAAAAAACCCCAACAACCCUCCCCGGCCUUUAAAAAACCCCCAGGAACACUGAAUAUUUUUAAUGCAAGCAGGGGGCAGGCAGAUCUGGAGGCAGGCAUGACUGGGGCACAUUUAAAGCCCAUGGCUUCCCCCCCAAAGGAUCCUGGGAUUCGUACUUUAGCCCUCACAGAGAAGCAGUUCUGAGCACCUUAACAAACUACAGCUCCCAGGAUUCUUUGGGGGAAGUCACAUGCUUGAAAUGUGUGCUGGGUUCCGCAGGUACCUGAAACAGUACCAUUUAUUCCAGGUCCUAUUGGGCAGCAUGCAAAGGAUAUACAGGCAUAUCUUAAAAGGCAAGGGCUUUUUAAAAUUGCAGAGGGCAUUCUCUCACACACACACACAUGCGCAAGAGGGAAUGAUUUUUCCCAGAGAGAUUGUUCCAUGACUGGGUUUAAUCCCCUUCUGUCAAACUCCCUUGACCGUCAUUGCCACAUCUUAACAGGAUGGGAACUGGCAUGUGCCCCACCCCCACCCCUGUGUGGCUCAGUGGCAGAGUGCCUGGUUUGCACACGGAAGGUCCCGGGUUCGAUCCCCUCCCACCUGAAAUCCUAAAGAGGUGCUGCCAGUCAGUGUAGACAACACUAGUCUGAAUGAACCAAGGGUUUGACUCAAUAUAAGGCAGCUUCCGAUGUUUCCUCGAAUUUUGAAUUGGUUCACUCCAGGGAUAGAUACAUCACCCCCUUUUUUUCCUUUUCUGAGUGUGUAAAUCAGCUCUUAGCUGGCUGGCAAAGUGUAUUCUCCCCCUCUCUUCCCUUAGAGAUCACUUCCAAAAUGGCAAACAGACAACAAGCGAGAGAGAGAGGAAUGUUCUUAAAUUCUGCGGAAAGCCUGCGGGAAUGGUUAUUUCUCCACGCUGAAGCCUGCUGGCACAUCUGCCUUGCUGGAAACGUUAACAAAGAGAAGAAGCUCUCUCUGCAAGUUAUUGCUCCUGGGGGAUUUUUUAAAGAGGCGUUUUAGUAGCUGCUCGUAAUGGCUGGAUGGGACAGCAGCCAGCUCAGCUCAUAGUUCUGCAGUUCUCUGCCUCUUGGAGCCUCCUGCCCCCUCCUCACAUCCUUAUUUUUGCUCUGUUCAGUCAUCUGUGUUGGUGCCUAGAAAGAUAGGGCAGUGUGGGGUAAUAGUCAGAGCAGGCGUGGGGUGAAAACUUAGGUCCCCCAGAUGUUGCUGAACUACAACUCCCAUCAGCCUUAGCUAGAAUAGCCAAUGGCCAGGGAAGAUGGGAGUUGUGGUUCAGCAAUGUCUGGAGGGGCAAAGGUUCCUCAUACUUGGUUUAGAGCAGCCUUUCUCAACCUGUGGGUCCCCGGAUGUUGUUGAACUACAACUCCCAUCACCCCUAGCUAGCAAGGCCAGAGCUCAGGGAUGAUGGGAGUUGUAGUCCAACAACGUCUGGGGACCCACAGGUUGAGAACCGCUGGUUUAGAGUGUUGGACUAGAACCCAGGAGAUCAGUCUCAGAUCCCCAGUCCAGCGGGGUGGUGUGGGGCCUGUCACUGACUCUGAGUCUAGUCAACCUCACAGGGUGUCGUGAUGAUAAGAGGGUGAUUCUGAGUAUAGGGCUGCCGUAUGUCCGGGAUUUCCCAGACAUAUCCAGGAUUCGUCCAUCGUAAAUAGCGUCCAGGCGGAAUUUCCGAAAAUCAGAAAACCUGGGCACAUGGCAGCCACCCAUGUUGGAAGUGUCGAUUUUUUGCUGAAUUUCCUUAAAAAUAGCUUAAAAACUUUGCCCCCAAAAAGCUCAACAACAUUUCCAGAUUUUUUACUUCUUGAAAUAUGGCAACCUUAUCUUGAGUAGGUCUAGCAUUGGCUACCACCCCUAGCAAUUGACAAAGCCCGUUGGGAAUUGAGUCCAGCCAUUUCCCUCUGCCUUGGAUCUAUCUAUUACUGCCGUGAUGGUGAAUCCGUGGACUGAUAGAUGUUGCUAGAAGUCAUUUCCCAUCAGCCUCAGCCAGCCUGGCCAGUAGUUAGGGUUGAUGGAAGUUGUAGUCCAGAGGCCUGCAGGCAGAGAGGAUGGGCUGUAUUUUUUUUCUAAUGGGUUUUGUAAAUUUCCAAUUUAUGCAUAUUAUUUAAGCCCCCUCCUGUUAUCGUGUUUUCCGAUUGCAAGCUAAUAUACACGUCGCUUAUAUGAGGGGAACAAUACUUCCCAGCAGUCAAGUCGUCAUCCUUUUCCAGAUAAUUUUCCUACCAUCAAUAUCAUAUUCUUUAUGCAAUUUAAACCAGGGGUUGGGGGACUUGUUUGGCCCAGAGGGUCAGAUCUUUAUCUCCCCAUGCCAUGGGCCAACUUUGGCAACUGGGCGGGCCCCCACCUCUCAAUCAUCACCUCAUGUCAUGAUGAUGCUGGCUGACUGAGAGUUGGGCAGUCCCCGCCCCCCUGUCAAAGUUGACUGCGGUGGUUAGUGAAGCACCACAUAGGAGGAUUGAACUUUCCACUCACGAGCUGAUAAGCAGAGGGUUCAAUCCUGCUGGCUCAAGGGGUCUGCUUCAUUGGCACAUUCAGCAGUAUUGAACAGUAUUAUCAUUUAUUAUUAUUAUUAUUAUUAUUAUUAUUAUUAUUAUUAUUACCCCUCCCAUCUGGCUGGGUUUCCCCAGCCACUCUGGGUAGCUUCCAACAGAAUAAUAAUAAUAAUAAUAAUAAUAGUGAUAAAAGAUCAAACAUUAAAAACUUCCCUAAACUGGGCUGCCUUCUGAUGUCUUCUAAAAGUCAGAUAGUUGUUUAUUUCCUUGACAUCUGAUGGGAGGGACUUCCACAGGGCUGGCAUCAUUACUGAGAAGGCCCUCUGCCUGGUUCCCUGUAAUCUCACUUCUCACAGGGAGCGAACCGCCAGAAGGCUCUCAGAGCUGGACCUCAGUGUCCGGGCAGAACGAUGGGGGUGCAGACGCUCCUUCAGGUAUACUGGGCCGAGGCUGUUUAUGGCUUUAAAGGUCAGCACCAGCACUUUAAACUGUGCUUGGAAACGUGCUGGGAGCCAAUGUAGGUAUUUCAGGACCAGUGUUAUAUGGUCUCAGCGGCCACUCCCAGUCACCAGUUUAGCUGCCGUAUUCUGGAUUAGUUGUAGUUUCCGGGUCACCUGCAAAGGUAGCCCCACAUGGAGCGCAUUGCAGUAGUCCAAGUGGGAAAUAACCAGAGCAUGUACCACUCUGGCGAGACAGUCCACGGGCAGGUAGGGUCUCAGCCUGCAUACCAGAUGGAGCUGGUAGACAGCUGCCCUGGACACAGAAUUGACCUGCACCUCCAUGGACAGCUGUGAGUCCAAGAUGACUCCCAGGCUGUGCACCUGGUCCUUCAGGGACACAGUUACCCCCUUCAGGACCAGGGAGUCCUCCACACCUGCCCACCCCAGCAGUAUUGAACUCCACCAUGGGGAUGCACAGGCAGGUGUGGUUUGGGAAAACUGGUCUCCAGGCUGGAGGUUUCCCACCCGCUAGCCCAAAAAGCCACUGUCAGCGAACUAUUACCCUCCUCUUCUGCAUUGGAUUAGGGUUCUGUUGCUGGAAAGAUCAUCUUGGAUAAACUGGCUAGCCAAACAGACAAUGUCAUCGCUGUGCCUUUUCAAGAUCUAGCCUAGAAGUGCUCCAAAACUUUUCAGCUUACACCCACCCCAGUUAAAAGCAAAAAUAUAUUUUGGAGCUUCAGCCUUCCAUGGAGAAUAUUUGGUAACAACAACCUCCUGCUGCAUUUCACCACCUGCGAUUACAGUGGGAAAUUUCAGGUGUAGCUGUGGAUCCUGCCCACUAUGUUUUAAUCUAGUGGAAGGGAGCAAUGGGCUCAGACCUCGGCUUCUCCUAGUGUUCCUCUCUAUCCUUGUGGCUUCCUUCAGUCCAGGAGUCUUAACUCUAAACUAGCAAGAGUGUUUGUUGCAUCAAAUAUUAUAGAGGCCAAAAUUUCUCACUAGAGUUAAUUCCUCAGAAUUUCCUCCCCCCCCCGACUUUUCAAAAAUUAAACACCCUUUGCACAUUUCACUGACCCCCACCCAAAUCUCUGUGACUCUUUUUUUAAGCUGUACAUAGAAGAGAAUACUCUGAGAGGAAACCCUGGGAGUGAUUUCAGCUUAGCUUUAGAGUCUAACUAUCUUUACAUUGAAGGAGAGUUUGUGAGAUCCAGAGAGGAGAGUGAAAGGCAGGCGGUUAUAUCAUGCGGACGGUUCGUUGGGCGUAAGAAAUCUUUAGUGUGAGCUGGGAUAAAUUCUCAGAGGACUUGUUCAUAUCCUGUCACGUUGUGCCUGGCGAGACUCUGUGGUAUGCGGCUCAAAAUACAUCCUUCCUUGCAAGGCAGGUCCGUUCUGAGGCACCUCUGAGGGGGCAGAAACAAAUAUAUACCUCUCUCCUAUUUGGGGCGCAGAUAGGUGGACAGACAGAAAAAGGACAGUGGUGAUUCCCCACCCUCAAAUCCUAGAGGGUGACAUUACAGAAAGUGCCCUCAGGCACACGUGAAAUUGGUGGGAUAUGCAUGUGUGGUGGAUUGCAAAAAAGCCACAGAAUUUGGCUGCGAUAAAGGCAACUUCCUGAGAAUCUCAGCUUCCGCAUUAUAAACGGCGCAGGUUCCUAGUCCUUAGCGUACUGCUGCUUCCGCUUUGUGCCUGCCCUUCGUACCUGUUCCCUUCAAUCAUGUAUAUAUGCCUUCCUUGAUCCAGUUUUGCAACCCAAAAUAUGCAUCUCCCUUGUUGCCACUUUGAACUCCAGAAUACGGGUGCAAGUGCAGGGUAUAGCUGUCAGUUGGAUCACCAUAGAAAUGCGUCCGCCUCUCCCCCAUGUAACUUAGUCCAAAACAGAGCUCUGUGUCUUACCGCCCAAAUCCAUCGAGGCUUCAUCAGAGAACGAGAUCCUUGGGCUUCGCAUUUCCCCACCCCCCUCACCAGAAAGCCCGCUGCUUAGUAGGGUUCCAAGUGCCUUUAAAAGUGCAUUAAAAGUCAUUGUUAAACAUCCAUGAAGGUUGAAAGGGAUGCCUGGAGGUCCUUUUCACUCAGCAGCGAGAAAUCAACUGGAGCCUUGUACUUGUUCUUUCUUGAUCAAAGAAAGAAAGAAAAAAGGAGAGGGAGAGAGAAGGAACUCAUCUGUCACAUCAAAUGCAGAUUUUAAACUAUUUUUGUUCAUAUUUUGCCCCCCCCCCUUCCUCUAGCAAGCUAGGUUUGGCUUGUUUGCCUCCAUCAUGCUGAGUGUUCUUGUAUUUCCUGGGCUUCUGGCUGUGAUUUUUGUGGGGGGGGGGCAGGGUGCAGGUGGGGGGCAGGGAGACACACAAUGUGCUUGCCUUGAGACAUUUAUGACCUGAAAGAAUGCCAUUUUGGUUGGAUGUGUCGUGAGCAACGCUUAUUCCUCCCCACCCUCCCCUCUUUAAAUGAAUAAAUAAAGUAGUAUAUUGUUUCGCUCUUUCUUUGAAUGGCAGGAAGAUCAGGGCAGCCUUUGAAUAUGGGGACCCUCCAGAAUGACCCUGUACCCCAGUGUGUUGGCUGCAAUGUGUCAUAGCCGCAACAAUAGUGCAUCAAUGGUUGAUUUAUACCAGGCCGUCCGCACGUCAUUCUGCUCUGUUAGUUGUUCUGCUGUGCUUUCCCAGUGUUACCACAUGAGGGGCAACUUUAGAGCUAUAAUGCAACAAAAUCGGGAUGGAAAAAUAAAACAAGGAACAUUUACAACGUUUACAGACUAGAAGCAAAGGGAAGGUUAUCCACGAUCUCAGGAACCGCCACACAAAAAUACGGUUACGAUAUCCCAGUGAGUUGUCAAAUGCCUAGUGAACAAACAACUACAGUGGUACCUCUGGUUACGUACUUAAUUCGUUCCGGAGGUCCGUUCUUAACCUGAAACUGUUCUUAACCUGAAGCACCACUUUAGCUAAUGGGGUCUCCUGCUGCUGUCGUGCCACUGCUGCGUAAUUUCUGUUCUCAUCCUGAAGCAAAGUUCUUAACCCGAGGUACUAUUUCUGGGUUAGGGGAGUCUGUAACCUGAAGCGUAUGUAACCCAAGGUACCACUGUAUUUAAAAUAUAUAGUAGAUAAAGCGGAGGAAAUGGCAGUAUAAAUAACACAGAGACACCAAGCAGGCUUGUUCCAUAUGCAUCCUUUAUGCUGACAACCUGAGCUUUGGCACAGAACCCAGGUUUAUUUAUUUGUUUUUAAAUCCUCGUCUGAAAAUCACUUGGGUAGAGGGCGGGUGUUGCGAAGUUUUGCUGCUUCAUAUUUGUUUUUCUUUCCUUCUCCUCCUCCUCAGUUGUUUACGAACACAGAUCACGGCUAGAACGAUCCUUGCAGAAAGAACGAGGGGAACACAAGAAAACAAAAGAAGGUAAGGUUGUGGGGUUUUUGCCUGAAGUAAAUUUGAAGAGGCGUUUGCUCAAAACAGCAGAAUACGCUGCUUGGGAAAGGGCCUUUUCAGUGGCUGCUCCCAAACGUUGGAACUCCUCCCUCAGGAAGCUAGAUUGGCUCCCUCCUUGUCUUUCCGCCGGCAGGUGAAGAGUCUUCUUGUUCCAACAGGCUUUGGGGAACUGCCUGCUUUUAAUGAAAGGCUUGGCACUGUUUUUAUUGUAAUUAUCAGUAUGGUUCUAAUAGAUGUGUGUGUUUGUGUGUUUUAAUUCAAUCAGUGGUUAAUUGUUUUUUAAGUGAAAAUCUGAAAAAAAUUGUUGAGGUUUUUUUUUUGGGAAGAAAAUUACAUUUCCCGGACGUAUGGCAGCCCUAGCAAAAUGGAUGCUGUAGCACUAAGCUAUGAGCCUUGUCAGGAACAUGGAUGUUCCCCAUGCUGAGUCUGACCAUUGUCCCAUGCUAAGGUUUCCUCUUGUCCUGUAUAAUACAGGAUUGUCCCGUGUUUCAGUGUAAAAUGCUAUGUCCUGUAUUGAUUCAGUACAGGACACAGUUUGUCCUGUAUUUCCGUUUUGCUGAUUCUCUCUCUCUGUCUCUCUCCCAUACCUUCCAACACUUUGAAGUCAAAAUCCAGAAAGCCAUCUUGCCGUUUUUGCCGUGAGAGCAAGGUGGCCAUUUUGGUUGUCAUGAGCAUCUUGCUUCCUCAGUCCAAAAAAGCACUUUUUCACACACAGCACCCCCAAAUGCAUGUUUGGGGGCACUGCACGAAAUUGCAGCCCUGAAAAUUUUGGGGGAGGGGGAAUUUCACCUCGAAAUCGUGCGAGAUCGUGGCAAACAAAAUGGCCACCGUGCUCUCACAAUAAAAAACAGGGUGUUCUGGUUUGGGACACUUAAUGGAGUAUGCAAUAUCCCCACCAUGUCCUGUAUUUUGCCAGAUCAAAGUUGGCAACCCAUCUAGCUCAGUAUUGUCCGCACAGACAGGCAGGAGGGAUCGAACCUGGAACCUCCUGUGUGCCGUUCAAAGGCUGCAUCACUGAGCUACCAUCAUUUCCUCUGUUGCAGCCUUCAUUCCCAGACCUCUGGGGUUUUGUCCUGGUGCCCCAGCACUCAGCCGCAUUGCCCUGCUAGAAAAGAAAUAAGCAUUUAUUAAAAGGCUGACUCGACUCUUGUGUCUCAGAGCUUUUGCAAAAGAUCAAUAUAGCAGUUGUUCUUCUUGGGAGCGUUUCUGAGAGGGCUGCAAGUGAUCUCUAAUUAUCUUGGAUAAAGAUGUGGCCUUCUGUGCUGUGUGCGCUGGGUGGCUAAUCGCCACUUGAUGAUUGGAGGAGAAGUUGCGAAGGAUUUUUGGUUGUAAUUGAGGGGUUUUAGACAGCAGGGAUGGGGAAUCUUGUACUAGAACUCCCAGCAUCCCAGGCUAUCAGUCAUGCUGGAUUAUACAGCAUUGUAUAGUCUUCUUCUUCUUCUUAGACUAGAAUUCCGCUAGGCUGCCUAAUAUAUAUGUGUGUUUGCUGUGUGUGUGUGAGUACAAACAAUUGUUGUUAUUGUCAGCAACACAGAGUGUUUCCACUGGUGCUCCUUUCAGACACGGGUUCCACUUUGAAUUCUUUUCUCAAAUACGAUGGAGGAUAGGCUUCUGCGUUUUUAAACUUUGGAUUUCUAGUUAGUUGCUUUUGCAGGGACUUCUUAAAAAAAAAAAAAUUAAUAGUGGGCACAUUCCUUCCUAUUAGGUUCACAGGCUUUUAAACAGCUUCCUCCUUCAAAUGUAAACCAGAUUCUAGUAAAUUCCGUCUCACUAAUUUCCCUGAUUGUUCUCUCUCUUAAAUCCCUCAGAUUUUUUAGUCUACAAGUUGGAAGCUCAAGAAGCCCUCAACAAAGAAAAGGUGGGUGAAAUUAGAUUCCUCUGUGGGUGUGAGAGGGAGGUGGGGUGGGGAGGGGUAGAAGGGGAUGAGAGGGAGGGAAAGGGAGGGGGAGAGGUAAAAGGGGGGAGGGAGAGGGAAGGGAGAGACAGGGUGGAGACAGAAGGGAUGAGAGAGGGUUGGGGGAAUAAGAGAGGGAGGGGUGAAAGGGAGGGGGAAGGGGGCACACACAUAAAAAGGAAAAAAGGAAUAAUAUCCUUUAUCAAUAUGAUUGAUCCUUUAAAAAUAAUAUUUACUAUCCUUUAUUAAUAAUAUUCACUGUACAUGGUUUUUUGUUGCCCUGGAAUAUAUAUAUAUAUAUAUAUAUAUAUAUAUAUAUAUAUAUAUAUGUAAAGGGAUCCCUGACCGUUAGGUCCAGUCGCAGAUGACUCUGGGGUUGCGGCGCUCAUCUCGCUUUACUGGUCGAGGGAGCUGGUGUACAGCUUCUGGGUCAUGUGGCCAGCAUGACUAAGCCGCUUCUGGAAAACCAGAGCAGUGCACGGAAACGCCGUUUACCUUCCCGCUGGAGCGGUACCUAUUUAUCUACUUGCACUUCAUGCUUUCGAACUGCUAGGUUGGCAGGAGCAGGGACCAAGCAACGGAAGUUCACCCCGUCGCGGAGAUUUGAACUGCCUACCUUCUGAUCGGCAAGCCCUAGGCUUUGUGGUUUAACCCACAGCACCACUCACGUCCCUUGCACACACACACACACACACACACACACACACAUUUUCUGAUUUACAUUUCAAAAUAUUCAUUUAAACAACCUUAAAUCAAUGACUUCCCUUCUUCUCUUUCUGUGGUUCAUUUUGCAUGCCACACAUCCCUGCAUAUUUUAAAAGCCAUUCAGUAAACCAUUGUUUACGUCCAUCAGAACUUAUUUACACUGUUGAAUUUAUCUGAAUGCUACCAGCAUUUUUAAAUGAACACAAUUUUCACCCAUAUAUUCAGUAAACCUUCAAAUCUAAUAAUGUAGGACAAAAUUUAAAUUCUCCACAUCGUAACUUCCACUCCCAAUCGUUCCUUGCAGCAAUAUGCCCAGUGUAAUUUUUACAGAAAGAAAAUUGUGCCAGAACGUGCCCUGAACACCUCCCUCGUUCUCUUAGAAUGGCCAUGGUUCCCACCUGAGAGGUGCCGGCAAGUUCCGGCUGGGGAAAAAAAAAGCCCAGGGUAUGCCACUGCAGCUGGCCUUGCUUCCUCACAGCUCCCUUGUCAUCAAAGACCUAGACGAAGUGAUGUGUUUUUAAUUGGCACCUCAGACUAGACAGAAUAGGAGCCGGUCACUCUUUGAGGAGGGGAGAGAGAGUGUUCUGCAGCUGGUGUGCCACCACCAAGAAGACCGCCACCGCUGUGCUGGGUAAUAAAAUUGGUUGUUUUUUGACACGGGUGGUGCUGUGGGUUAAACCACAGAGCCUAGGAAUUGCUGAUCAGAAGGUCAGUGGUUCGAAUCCCAGCGACGGGGUGAGCUCCCGUUGCUUGGUCCCUGCUCCUGCCAACCUAGUAGUUCAAAAGCACGUCAAAGUGCAAGUAAAUAAAUAGGUACCGCUCAGGCGGGAAGGUAAACAGUGUUUCUGUGUGCUGCUCUGGUUCGCCAGAAGCGGCUUAGUCAUGCUGGCCACAUGACCCAGAAGCUGUACGCCGGCUCCCUUGGCCAAUAAAGCGAGAUGAGCGCCGCAACCCCAGAGUCGGCCACGACUGGACCUAAUGGUCAGGGGUCCGUUUACCUUUACCUUUCUUAUGUUUUACUGUAAUUUUUACUGUUGUUAGCCGCCCUGAGCCCAGCUCUGGCCAGGGAGGGUGGGGUAUAAAUAAAAUUUAUUAUUAUUAUUAUUAUUAUUAACCGCUUUUGGUCAUUUUGGUUACUGACAGUUGCGCUUGUCACUUUUUCCUUGCAGCAAGAUUCCAUGAACAGAUAUGGAGCCCUGAGCUCACAGCAUAAGAUCCUGAAGGUAAAGGGACCCUGCUUCUUUUUGGCACAGGAAUCUCAGCCAUUUCUAGGGGUGGGGGAACCUGCCGCCCUCCAGACGACAACUCCAUCAUCUCUAAGCAUUGCAUUCCCACGCUCCUCUCUAACACUACUACUACUAAUAAUAGUGGAGUAUGGUGGAAGCAUCACAGAAUGAUGUGGAAUGUUGUCUGGAUGGUCUGGUAUUAAUCCACCGUUAUUGUGUAAAUGGCAUGUGGCAGAAUUUAUCCACUCAAAAAGAACAAGCCACUCUAGAGCGGUCCCUACGUACUCUGGGGAGGGUGUCCAGAAUGACUGCUUGGGAAACUGGCCCUAGCAUUUGUACACAAAGGUCUCACUAUCCAAACACAACAUGCUCUCAGGAAGUUGCUUGUUAGGCUCGCGUCUGCAUAAUGAGUUGCCAAUUUACAUUGAUUCCUAUGAGGAAUAUUUUAAUGCGUUUCCAGCCACAGAAUUUUGACCCCAAAAGACCACACAAAAACCUUGAAACCUUGCAAAAGGCAAACAAGGAAGGGGGGGAAAAUGCUCUCUUAUUUGUCCAGUCUCUCCUGCUUCCUCCCUUCUAAGUCUAUGAUUAUAUAAUUCAGUGCCUAUUUAUGUGUUUGUUUAGGCAAGGCUAUCCAGUCCUGUAGAAGUUACAUAUAUGUAUUUAUUUUAGCUGCUGUUGAUUUUAAUCAUCGUUUGGAUGUUUGAAAAUGCCUUUAUUGUUUUACUUUUUAAAUCAAACAUUUUAAUGUUUCAUGUGAUUUUUUUAUAAACAACUUAGAGCUUUUCUUACAAUGUGCACACACACAAAAAAUAUGGUUUAAAUAAUCUUCAGUGGGUCUAUUUUGAGUAGUAUUGGAUGCAAGCUUUAUUUUCUGUGGGAUAAACCAGGUCCCCAUUGUGGCUAUUGGUACACAUUUAGCAGGAUUUAUGAUUGUUUAGCAGGAUUUAUGAUUGUUGUUAAAUUUAAUUAAUUUAUAAUUUUAUUGUUUUAUCUUUUUUGUAAACCACUUUUUUUUAAAAAAACCCACUGUAUAAGUUUAUAUAUAAGUUUAUAUAUAAGUUAUAUUUAUAUAAAUAAAUAAUAGAAACAAAAAUCAAUGAAAUCCUCUAAGUGGUUUGCGCAAAAGCAUAUAAAAGACUCAUUUAAAAAUACCGAUAAAAUAAAAACUUUAAAAACAAACAUAAAAAAUCUGUUUGAAAGGCCAAAAGCUCAGUGAAAUUCAAAUCAUGAACAUUUCCCAAUGUGUUUUUUUAUAAACUCACACACAAGGUUUAAAAAGCCCGAGAGAGGGGAAGGUGGGAAAAAGUCUGUCUUUGUUAGUUUCCUUCUGGGUCACUUAACCCAGAUUUGUUAUGCUUUCACUGUUAAUAGAUUCUGAGUACACACUCUUUAAUUUGGACUUUUACAACGCCUUAAUUGGCUACAGGGAUUCUAGUUCCUUUUUUUUUUUUUAAGUAACCAAUGUAAGACUGAAGAUGGUGGUGGUGAUUUUUUACCUGCCCUUCAUCGCAAAGUCCCAGGGAGGAUUGCAACAAUAUAAAAAUGCAAUGUUAAGAUGUAUUAAAAGAAAAGAGUAUUAUUAUUAUUAUUAUUAUUAUUAUUAUUAUUAUUAUUGCGUUUGCUUUAUUAGUUGCCUUCCAAACCACUGCCUCAAGGCGACUUACCUGUAACAAAACUAAAAACACUAAAACAGCAAAUAUGUUUAAAGCAAGACUGACAAGUGGAAAAUUGUGGUGAAGACCCCAUUAUUCAGCUGGGGAAUACUUCGAUUGUUUCCGGAAUAGCUCAGCCUUUCUUUCUAUGACUGAACUGAGAACCCCCAUGUGAGUUUAUAGCCCUGUCUUUCUCUGCCCUUUCCCAAGCUAGGGACCUCUAAAAAACACCGGGGAAAACCCUUUCGCACGGUGCCACUGACCCAGAAUUCACCUCCUUCGGUGUUCCCAUAGUAACUUGCAGCGAUCGUGCUCUGCUUGGCUUGGCAGCACCAAUUAUAUAUGUAGAUCGAUGGGUGCUCAGGUGAACCCCUGGCCCCUUAUAGACAAUGGCUAAUUCUUCACAGCCACCCCAGUUUUUGAGGCUAGCUGGGCAGGGUUGGGAGAGGGAAUUAUUGGGAGAAGAGAAGGGAAGAAAUGGUGGCAGCGGGAACGAACCUCUGUCUUCCAAGGCUUCCAUAUCAUUGAGUCUUGCCUAAUGGUCCCAGUAGUUUGAAUGACGGUACAGUAUGUCUUUCUGACCUGGGAAUAAGCCUUGUUAAACUCCAUGGCGUCUGGGGAGAAAACCAGCAUAGGAGCGUACUAUAAAAGUUUACCCUCCUUGGUACAAUAAUAAUAAUAAUAAUUUAUUAUUUGUACCCCGCCCAUCUGGCUGGGUUUCCCCAGCCACUCUGGGCGGCUUCCAUAGAAACAAAAAAUACAGUAAAAUAUCACAGAUUAAAAGCUUCCCUGAACAGGGCUGCCUUAAGAUGCCUUCUAAAUGUCAGGUAGUUAUUUAUUGCUUUGACAUCUGAUGGGAGGGCGUUCCACAGGGCGGGCGCCACUACCGAGAAGGCCCUCUGCCUGGUUCCCUGUAGCUUUGCUUCUCGCAAUGAGGGAACCGCCAGAAGGCCCUCGGCGCUGGACCUCAGCGUCCGGGCAGAACGAUGGGGGUGGAGACGCUCCUUCAGGUAUACUGGGCCGAGGCCGUUUAGGGCUUUAAAGGUCAACACCAACACUUUGAAUUGUGCUCGGAAACGUACUGGGAGCCAAUGUAGGUCUUUCAAGACCGGUGUUAUGUGGUCUCGGCGGCCGCCUCCAGUCACCAGUCUAGCUGCCGCAUUCUGGAUUAAUUGUAGUUUCCGGGUCACCUUCAAAGGUAGCCCCACGUAGAGCGCAUUGCAGUAGUCCAAGCGGGAGAUAACCAGAGCAUGCACCACUCUGGCGAGACAGUCCGCGGGCAGGUAGGGUCUCAGCCUGCGUACCAGGUGGAGUUGGUAGACAGCUGCCCUGGAUACAGAAUUGACCUGCGCCUCCAUGGACAGCUGUGAGUCCAAAAUGACUCCCAGGCUGCGCACCUGGUCCUUCAGGGGCACAGUUACCCUAUUCAGGACCAGGGAGUCCUCCACACCAGCCCGCCCCUGUCCCCCAAAAACAAUACUUCUGUCUUGUCAGGAUUCAACUUCAAUCCAUUAGCCGCCAUCCAUCCUCCAACCGCCUCCAGGCACUCACACAGGACCUUCACCGCCUUCACUGGUUCUGAUUUGAAAGAGAGGUAGAGCUGGGUAUCAUCUGCAUAUUGAUGGACACCCAGUCCAAAUCCCCUGAUGAUCUCUCCCAGCGGCUUCAUAUAGAUGUUUAAAAGCAUGGGGGAGAGGACGGAACCCUGAGGCACCCCACAAGUGAGGGCCCAGGGGUCUGAACACUCAUCCCCCACCACCACUUUCUGAACACGGCCCAGGAGGAAGGAGCGAAACCACUGUAUAACAGUGCCCCCAGCUCCCAGCCCCUCUAGACGGUCCAGAAGGAUGUUAUGGUCGAUUGUAUCAAAGGCCUCUGAGAGAUCCAGCAGAACCAGGAAACAACUCUCACCUUUGUCCCUAGCUCGCUGGAGAUCAUCAACCAGUGCGACCAAGGCAGUUUCAGUCCCAUGGUGAGGCCUGAAUCCCGAUUGGAAGGGAUCCAAAUGGUCCGCAUCCUCCAGGCGUACAAAUGAAGCUCCCACUGCAGUUAAUCAACUUGAAUCUUAUCAAUCAGUCAACUUAGAAGCUGCUGUUGCUGAGAAGGCUAUCAGCCGGAUAAAAAUCAAACAACUGAUUGGUGAAGUGAUUGAAUCUGAAUAAAUCACUUUGGCCAAAUUGACGUACAAACUGCAUGAUAAGGACAAUUGUGACUUCAAGGAAGAAUGGGAACUUUUUACAAAUUACUUAAAAAGACAACAAAAUGAUCUGGACUCCUUGGCAGGUUUUGAAUAAACAUCCACAAACUUAUUAGUUGAACACAUGAUAGAUAAGGCAAGGAUACGUACAAUUUUAUAACAUGCAGAGAACAAUAUGUGCAAAGAAACCAGAGAGGGGAGCUGAGGGAAGUCCGGGGGGGGGGGGGAGGGAUGAGGGGGAGGGGGGAAAUAAUGUAAUUGAUUAUUUAGACUGAUAAUUUGUUAUGCUGAAAUUGUUUUAAUUUUUUUUUUUUUAAGAAUCUGAACAAAUCACGAUACAGCUUUAAGCCCUAAUGUGAUUAGAGAGCCUUUGGAGGUAAAAUUAGAAACAUACAAGUGGGAGCUGCCACAGAAUGUUGCAGCACGGAGUAUUCCAGUUCAGGACACUCCAUUCCAUUCUGGCCUUUCCUGCUUUCCUCUUUUUUUUCUUGCCACCUGCCUGUCAACCUUCUGUGGCCACUGACCCUGCUUACUCCUUACCAGACAUGAGUCCCCACAGUCUUACUGUAUUCCUACAAACCUUGGGGUUUCUUCCAAACCUAAGGAUUACAGUGGUACCUCAGGCUACAUAAGCUUCAGGUUACAUACGCUUCAGGUUACAGACUCCGCUAACCCAGAAAUAGUGCUUCAGGUUAAGAACUUUGCUUCAGGAUGAGAACAGAAAUCGUGCUCCGGCGGCGCGACAGCAGCGGGAGGCCCCAUUAGCUAAAGUGGUGCUUCAGGUUAAGAACAGACCCUCCGGAACGAAUUAAGUACUUAACCCGAGGUACCACUGUACUACCUUUUAUAUAUAUAUAUGGCAUGGAUCGUACCAUUUUGACUGUAUGAAUGCUUUGAGAGUUUUGUUUACAAUCAAGUGGCGCGUACAUUUUAUGAAACAAACAAACCAUUGGCACUCAUUUCUAGACACUGUAGGUACUGAUUCCUUGUUAUUGAUUUGGAAAGGUUCUGAAUGAGGGAAGACAUGAGUGCGUCACACAGGUGUCUCUCCCCCUGCCGCUCCUGCCCUGUCUCAGUUCUAAUUUUUAUUUUUCCUUGGAUUAGAAUCAGCACGAAGAUGUCAAGAAGCAGCUUCUCGACCUGCAGAUGCAACACAAUGGGCUGAAACUGGAACACCGCAAGAUAACAGAGACUCACAACCAGAAGUACUCCCAGCUGCAGAGGGAGAAGGAAAGCGAGGUGGGAGGUUUGCAAGGUGAGUGCAGGAUCUUGCAUUUGCAGAGAGGAUGGGAGAAGUCAGCAGCAGAGAUUUGGGUCUCCUCCUUCGACUCCAGAGAUAGGGUCAUCCACCCCACUCGCCCCAUCACCCCUUUCCCAUCAUCAAGGGCCGUCUUCAGAGCCACACAAUAGCCCUUCUGUUAGUGUGGUAGCAUGCGGGUGGCGUGCGUUAAACCACAGAGCCUAGGACUUGCUGAUCAGAAGGUCAGCUGUUCGAAUCCCCGUGACGGGGUGAGCUCCCGUUGCUCGGUCCCUGCUCCUGCCAACCUAGCAGUUCGAAAGCACGUCAAAGUGCAAGUAGAUAAAUAGGUACCACUCCAGCGGGAAGGUAAACGGCGUUUCCGUGCACUGCUCUGGUUCGCCAGAAGCUGCUUAGUCAUACUGGCCACAUGACCUGGAAGUUGUACGCCGGCUCCCUCAGCCAAUAAAGCGAGAUGAGCGCCGCAACCCCAGAGUUGGCCACUACUGGACCUAAUGGUCAGGGGUCCCUUUACCUUUACUUACACUUUGGAACUCCCUGCCUAUUGACACCUGGCAGGUUCCUUCAUUGUAUUCUGCAUUGGGCAGGACUGGAUGACCUCUUGCAACUUCAGUUUCUAAGGCAGCUACAGCCAUUCUCGGAUCAGGAAAGCUUGACCACAGUUGUACAUGCCUCGGUGAUCUCACAUGCAGGAGUACUGCAAUGCACUCUGCGUAGGGCUGUCCCUGAUCUGCUUACAGCUGGUGCAGAAGAUGACGGCUAUAGGUCGCUUGUGGGAAUUGCAUAUAAUGCCUUGCUUACAGGACUCGCACUGGCUGCCCAUUUGCUGCUGGGCCAAAUUCAAGGCGUUAGUACUAACAUGUGAGUUCCUAUGUAGCUCAGGACCACCUUGCUUGAGAGACCACCUUAUCGUUCAUACACACAGUAGCUGCGAGAGCUUCUCCAGCAAGGCCUCCAAAGCCCACUCUGAAGUAACCUGGAGCAGGGCUUUUAGCUGACCUUGUUCUGCAGAAUAGCAUCCCUGUCAAAAUACAACAGGUGUCCACCCUUCACUUUCACAGAACAGUUGAACUUGUUUUUGCUCCAGCAGGCUCUCCUGGCUGAAUAAACGAGUCUUUGCCACAAGUGUCCAUCUGUUGAGAUUUUUCUUUUAAAUGUACCUGUUGCUUUCGUGUUUUUAGCUAUUUUAUGCAUAAAUUGCCUUGAGAAAGUGAUUGAUAAAUCAACUGCCAUAACUGCAACUCUGCAGUUAGCUUGGAAACCUAAUUACAGUGGUACCUCAGGUUAAGAACUUAAUUCAUUCUGGAGGUCCGUUCUUAACCUGAAACUGUUCUUAACCUGAAGCACCACUUUAGCUAAUGGGGCCUCCCACUGUCGUUGCGCCGCUGUGGCGCGAUUUCUGUUCUUAUCCUGAAGCAAAGUUCUUAACCUGAGGUACUGUUUCUGGGUUAGCAGAGUCUGUAACCUGAAGUGUUUGUAACCUAAAGCGUCUGUAACCCGAGGUACCACUGUAUUGUUAUUUAACUGGAGCAACGUGUGAUUAUUGUCAUUUAUCUUUCUCCCCCUCUGCAGAUACAGUUUACAAGCUCAGGGAGGAGAGCAAGUUGCUUCGCAAAGCCCACCAGGAUGUUCACUCACAGCUUCUCAGUGCUCAGGUAGGCUCUGGGGAUGGGCAGCGCAGUGUAGUGGUUGGAGCACUGGACCAGGAUGUGAGCAGGCAGGGUUCAAAUCCCCACUUGGCCAUGGAGCUCAGUGAGUAACCUUGAGCUGUCUCUCACUCUAACCUACCUCACUGGGCCGUUGUGAGUAUAAAAUGGGCAGGGAGAAAGCAAUGCACACCAUCUUGCUCCCCUUGGAGGAAAAGAAGAGGAGGAGUUUGGAUUUGGUAUCCCACUUUAUCACUACCCAAAGGAGUCUCAAAGCAGCUAACAUUCUCCUUUCCCUUCCUCCCCCACAACAAACACUCUGUGAGGUGAGUGGGGCUGAGUGACUUCAGAGAAGUGUGACUAGCCCAAGGUCACCCAGCAGCUGCAUGUGGAGGAGCAGGGAAUCGAACCCGGUUCACCAGAUUACGAGUCCACCGCUCUUAACCACUACACCACACUGGCUGGGAUAUACCGUAUAUACUCGAGUAUAAGCCGACCCGAAUAUAAGCCGAGGCACCUAAUUUUACCACAAAAAACUGGGGAAAUUUACUGACUCGAGUAUAAGCCUGUUCACCACACCACAAACCUGGUGGUGGUAGCAGCAGCAGCGGAGGAAGAACAAGCAGCCCAAAAGGGCUGCUUUCGGGCUGCUCGUUCCUCUGCUGCCGCUGCCGAUAGUGGCAAAGGUGGCGGAGGAGGAAGGAUCAGCCCGCAAGGACCCUCACUCAAGUAUAAGCCGGGGGGGGGGCUUUUUCAGCAUAAAAAAUGUGCUGAAAAGGUGGGCUUAUACUUUAGUAUAUACAGUAGAUGGAAUAUACAUAUUCACUCAGUGAUUCAUAGCACUCAGCCACAGUGGCCUCCCUGAGAUUAUUACUGCCUCUCUCGUUGUGAAGACGGUGCCCCAUCUUUUAGAUUUUUUUUGAGGGUGAAGUGUUCAUACAAGUUACCGGUGACUGUAAACUGUCCACUUCGCCUUUUUUCCUGAUGGCACCAGGGAAAAAAAUUGGGGAGAGGGGCAGAGAAGAGGCAAAGUAUAUUUCUAGGUGUGCUGGAAAGAAAAUAACAGCAUAUGUUCAGUACAGGUGUUCAGAAAUGUGGGGGGCAAAGGAGGCAUGACCUCUCUGUUUACCCCCCUAUCCCUGCUGCUGCUCAGCAUCUUGUGAAGACGAUGAAUUGAAUUCAUAUUCUGCCCUUGUUGGGAGCCCAUUGGGAGCUGUCCGGGGUCCUGAUUCCUGCCUCAAUCGACCUGCCCAGAAGAGCCUUAGCUGAAAACAUCCUCACUGGAGAGAAAUGGAUGGUCUCUUCUGUCCAAAAGCGAUUGUUCUAACUCCUUUGGGGCCCUUUCAUCUUUGGUCUGCCUCCAGGUCCAGAUGGAAGAGUUCAGGCAGCUCAAGGAGACCCUUCAAAAGAUGCCGAGCUUUAAGGAAGUGGUUGGGGCCAAAGCGCAGCUGAAGAAUGAGCAGCCCCCAGGACAAGGACUUGGCAUGUUGCAGAUUGUUAGGCCAAAGGUAGGAUGUCUGGAUGUCCCUCUCCCUCCUCUCUCACCUUCCAAACCUUAGACCCAGGGGAAAGAGCUUCACACUCGAGUAGGGUAGUGGUAAUAAUAAUAAUAAUAAUAAUAAUAAUAAUAAUAAUAAUAAUAUUUGUACCCCUCCCAUUUGGCUGGGUUUCCCCAGGCACUCUAGGCAGCUCCCAACAGAAUACUAAAAACAAGAUCAAACAUCAAACAUUGAAAACUUCCCUAAACAGGGUUGCCUUCAGAUGUCUUCUAAAAGUCAGAUGCAGUGGUACCUCGGGUUAAGUACUUAAUUCGUUCCGGAGGUCUGUUCUUAACCUGAAACUGUUCUUAACCUGAAGCACCACUUUAGCUAAUGGGGCUCCUGCUGCCGCCGUGCUGCUGGAGCACGAUUUCUGUUCUUAUCCUGAAGCACUAUUUCUGGGUUAGCAGAGUCUGUUACCUGAAGCGUAUGUAACCUGAAGCGUCUGUAACCCGAGGUACCACUGUCGUCGUUUAUUUCCUUGACAUCUGAUGGGAGGGCAUUCCACAGCCCCUCUGCCUGGUUCCCUGUAACCUCACUUCUCGCAGUCAGGGAACUGCCAGAAGGCCCUUGGAUUUGGACCCCCGGGCAGAACGUUGAUGGUGGCAACGCUCCUUCAGGUAUACUGGGCCGAGGCCAUUUAGGACGUUAAAGGUCAGCACCAACACUUUGAAUUGUGCUCAGGAACAUACUGGGAGCCAAUGUAGGCCUUGCAGGACCGGUGUGAUAGGGUCUUGGCAGCCACUCCCAGUCGCAUUCUGCCGCCUUCUGGAUUAAUUGUAGUUUCCAGGUUACCUUCAAAGGUAGCCUCAUGUAGAGCGCAUUGCAGUAGCCCAAUGUGGCCCUCUGCCUGGCCCUCGAGACUCUCUCCAGGCGACACCGCCUCUCCACAGGCCACACCUACCUUUGCCGGUCUGGAAUUUGCUCUUGCACUCAUUCUGCGUCUUGUUUGUCUGGAUGGAGAGGGGUGGAAGAGUGUUUGUAGAAACAGAGCUACUGUACAGAGGUGACAUUCACAUUCGUUGACUUGCCUGCAGCUGGCAUGUGGCCCCUGGAAGGGAGUGUGGCCCUCGGUUUCCCCGCCCCUGCUGUAUACCAAUAUCAAACUCAUUCACCAAGGGUGGAUUCUUAUGUAGGCAGAAUGGCACCAUGCAAAUGCCAUAGGGAGAUAGUAUCCGCAGGCCUAGAGGAACCCCGUUAUUAUCUCUGGGAAUGGGGUGUCAAAAGGGAAAUGUCCAGUGAAGGCAGAGCAUGCUCAGUGAGCAUGGAAUGCUGAAAAAACCAAGGAAGGGGAACGGAAUGGCAUGUUCUAGAUAAGGGCGCGACUCACGGACUGGCGGAAAGCACUCCAUACUGCAACAUUUUGUUGCAGAUCCCACUUGUUCAGGAUGAAGUGCAGUUUCUGAGGAACCUCUUCCUGUCUAAGCUUGUCUUUCCUGGGUUUUUUUCCCCUCGUCUAGGCCUCACUGGGCAAUGAAGCAAAACCACCCCAGAGUCCCUUGGGGCAAGCUGCAGUUCCAGCAGGGAGUUCCCCUGUUGCUCCGGCCUCUAGCAUCAAACAGCAGGGAGAAGCCAUCUUGCCUGAAGGCAACGGCAGGCCUCAGGGCAAUGUGCCGUUUGGCCAGGUGGCCCCGCCCCAUGAAGCCCACCUGCCGCCUCCGGCCUGGCCUCAGGCGGGGCAAAGGGAUAACCCCAUAGUCCGCUUCACGAGGAUGGUGAAUAGUGUGCAGAAUGGGAUCCAGGUAAGAAUACUAACAUAAUAUGGAAUAAUAAUAAAAAAUGUUAAGAUACACUUUCUUCAAAAAACCAGAGCUAUUCUUACUAGGUAUUUUUACAACAGACAUCCCAAAGAACUAUAAGAGAGUCUUUUUGUACGCAAUAACGGGUGCCAGGAUAGCGAUUGCAAAACAUUAGAAUAGUAACACAAUUCCAACAAAGGAGGAAUGGUUAAUAAAAUUAAGCGAAUAUCUUGAACUGGCGAAAUUAACAGAAAUAGUAAGAAAUCAACCAAGUGAAAAAAUCAGGAGAGAAUGGGAUGUCUUUACAAAUUAUAUGAAGAAGGUUGGUUCCCCAAAUUAUGACUGGCUUAGCCUAGACUAAAAAUUCCACAGGUAAGCAAAUUGUCUCUCCACAAAGUUUAAAAUGAUUACAGACAACCAAAGAUAUAAGGUUAAAGGAACAGUAUAGUGGUAGAAAAGGGACACAGGUGGUGCUUUGGGUUAAACCACAGAGCCUAGGGCUUGCCGAUCAGAAGGUCGGCGGUUUGAAUCCCCGCGACUGGGUGAGCUCCCGUUGCUCGGUCCCUGCUCCUGCCAACCUAGCAGUUCGAAAGCACGUCAAAGUGCAAGUAGAUAAACAGGUACCACUCCGGUGGGAAGGUAAACGGCGUUUCCGUGUGCUGCUCUGGUUCACCAAAAGCGGCUUAGUCAUGCUGGCCACAUGACCUGGAAGCUGUACGCCGGCUCCCUCGGCCAAUAAAGUGAGAUGAGCGCCGCAACCCCAGAGUCGGCCACGGUUAUUGUGAGGAUAAAAUGGGAAGAGGGAGAAUCAUAAAUACCAUCUUAAGCCCCUUGGUUGGAAAAGAUGAGCUAUAAAUGGAAUGAAUGAAUGAAUGAAUAAAUCUUUAGGUUCAGUGUACCCAUUCUGCUGGGCGAGAAUUGGGACUAGUCCACGUGACAGUUUAUAGUGAACUUACGGCUGCUCAUCCAUGCAUUUUUUUAAUGCAGCAUUCACACAAUGCUGUCUUUAUCAAGACACCACCCCAUAUUAUCCCUCUUCAACUUUCAAAUUUGCAUUUAUUGAGAACAUUUGUACCCCAAAGCUGCCAGAGAGGCUUACAUGUAAUCCAUUUGAAGCAAUGCAGUCCCUUCUCGCAGAUUUAACAAUCUUAAAACAGCAACAUCCAUGAAACUCAAGGUAAAAGGGACAGGGAGGGAAGAGAAAAUAAGCAAACUCAGGCACUAACUCUUAAACAGUAGUUCUUACGACAGCUGAUGUACAAACAGUUGUGGCUAGGAGGUGACUUGAUGGAGCUGGUUAUUGUCAAAGCUGCUGGAACGAACCCUGCUUCCCAUAUCUCCCACUCUGGCAGUGUGAUUUUCUAUGGAAAAUCCAUUAAGGAAAAAGAAGGGGGGAAACAACCCAUAGGAAAUGGUAAAUCUGGAUUAAAAUCUGAGGUGAAAAGAUACGCCUUUAAAAGCAGCCUAGGAAUCAGCCAGUGAUGCUUGUUUUAUGGUUCAGGAAAGCCCCGAGUCCAGAGUGAAUUGUUAUGUGGAAGUGCCCUUUCUCCCCUCAAAAUACUCUUCCACUGGGUCUCUCCAGGCCUAGUCUUCGCACUCAAGCCACUCUACCACACUGUCUCUCCAGCUCUGCUUUCAGGGUAUGUGUCCCCCUUUUGCUUUUUCUCUCGGUAGGAUCAAAAAGCUGCUCAGAGCAGGCCGGGGGAGAGUGAGGAAAACGUUCCUUCUGAAGACAUGGCAAACAGCUUCAGACUCCUUCCUGCCUCAGAGGAAGCCCAGGAUUUGGAAAAGCAGCCCUCUGUGGGGAGCCAGCGGGAUCGUGCCGUGCAGAGGUUUGUAGCCUUUGUGGGUUGGGGUUCACGGUCACCCCACCUGUCAGGAGUGAGCCAGCAGUAAAUCACACAGUGCAAGUUGGAGUUAACUCUUUAUCAGCAAAAACAUGAUCGACACAGGAGUGUCAGGCCUAAUGAGCACAGCAGCUCAUCCCUGGGAGGUCUUACUCCAUGAAUCAGUUGCUGAGACUGAAAGUCCCCACCUCCCCACAGCUGCCUAAGUCACAGGGUUUCCACCCAAGCAAUCAGAGACUGCGCCUAUGUGUCGCCAAUCUCUCCUCCACCCAUUUCAUGCCUCUUCUAGUUCUGGGAGAUCAGAGGGGAGGGGAGCUUGGUGCAGUAAGAGCGGGAGACACUUGUGUCUCUUCCCCAGCCUGACUCAUCUCUGCCUCUUGGCCUCUCUCCUCUCGCCCUCCUGCUUCAGCUUCUGACUCUGAUUUUGAACUUCCCUCUGCCACAGACUCUCCCAGCUCCCAAAGCCCUGUUACCUCCUCAGUUUCUGACACCACCUUCCCACAGUCGUCUCCCUCUGACCACCGCUCCUAGAGUUAAUAAAUAAUAAUAAUAAUAAUAAAAUUUUAUUUAUAUCCCGCCCUCCCCAGCCGAAGCCGGGCUCAGAGCAGCUAACAACAAUAGAAGUAACACAGCAUUCUAAAAUCAAUUCAAAAUCAAAUUCAUGGCGACCAUUGGGCUAGAGUUCUGUGAGGAUUACCAAAGGAGGGGGGUCAGACUGUGCCUUGGCCAAAGGCCUGGUGGAACAGCUCUGUCUUACAGGCCCUGCGGAAAGAUGGCAAGUCCCGCAGGGCCCUAGUCUCUUGUGACAGAGCGUUCCACCAGAUUGGGGCCACAACCAACAAAGCCCUGGCUCUGGUUGAGGCCAGCCUAACCUCCCUGUGGCCUGGGGGGACCUCCAGGAUGUUUUUGUUUGAAGACCGUAAGUUCCUCCGUGGGACAUACCAGGAGAGGCAGUCCCUUAGGUACAAGGGUCCUAGGCCAUAUAGUUCAGAGCCUUCUUCCAUUGGUGGUUCCCCAGCUGGUUCCUCCCACCAUUCCUCUGCAUCCAACCAUCCAUGACUUAAGAAGUCUUACUGGAUCAGGUCGAUAAGCCAUCUAGUGCAGUAUCCUGUUCUCACGGUGGCCUACUAGGUGCCUACGGGAAGCCCUUGAGCAGGAAUUGAGUGCGACUGCGAAUGUCCCCACCUGCAGUUUCCAGCAGCUGGUAUUAAAAAACUUUCUGCCUCUGUCCUUGAAGGCAGAGCAGAGCAGAGCCAUCAUGGCUAGAAACCACUGCUGGCUUUAUCCUUUGCGAAUUUGCAUUAUUUUCUUUUAAAGUCAUUCAGGUUGGUGGCCUUCCAUUGGAAUGAAUCCCAGAACUCAACUUGCACACUGUGUGAAAAGUCCUUUGUCUAUCUUGAAUCUUCCAGCCUUCUGUUUAAUUGGCUGUUCACCUGUUCCAGUGUUAAUAAGAGACCGAGAAAAACAUUUCCCCUGUCAUUUCAUCUGCUUCCAUCACAUCACAUCGCCUUUUCUCUGAUCUUAAAAACCCCAAAUAUUGUAACCUGUCCUCAUAGGGAGUUGCUCCACCCAUGUCAGCAUUUUGGUUGCCCGUUUUCUGACUCUGCGAUAUCCUUUUUGAGUUGAGGCAACCAGAACUUUUUUGAGAAUGCUGCGUGGGUGUUUCUGGUUAGGUAUAAAAGGUUGACAAUCUGUACAGGGCGUUGCAAGCUUCUGGUCUUUUGGUAGCAGAGCCUGCUCAGCACUUCUCAUUAAGGAAGCCUUAAGCUGUUUAUUUCGAAGGCUGCUUCCUUGUGCUUGCCUCUAAUUAUUCGGUAAUCCAUCAGACUCUGUGGGAGAAGUCCGAGCUAAGUAGGUGUUGUUUUUCUUCAAGGUUAUAUGGAAAUAUGAAAACAGCAGGUGAUAAGUGGAAGCUGAGGAGGAUAAGAAUAUAUUUGGCUCUCUUUCUCUUCCCAAAGUGCAGGCAAAGGCUGGAAAAGAACCAUAGGGACGUCAAUUUUCUCCACAACGGCCAUCACUUUCACAGAGCACUGCUCAGGCUUCCUCAACCUGGUGCCCUCUGGAUGUUGUUGUUGGACUAGAAAUCCCCAUUAAUCCCUGACCGAUUGUAAGGUUUUGAAAAACAACAACUGGAGGGCACCAGACUGGCAAAAUUCUCAGUGUGGUUUUGUAGCCUUUUUAGCCUCGGGUGAGAAGAGCUUUGCUCCCGGGACGGGGAAAUGGGAGUCAACAGACACUCAAGCAAUAGUUUCAGAGAAAAGGCUUUAUUUCUACCAUCUGGCUGGUAGAAGGAGCAAGUGUGAUAGAUUCACAAAACAAGCACGAGUUCACAGCCAUUUGCACAGAGCAUAUAUUCCCCUCCAGUUCCGUCCCCUUUCUCCUCCUCCUCAAGAGUCCUGCCUCAUGAGUUCCCCUGAGCAUGAACAGAAAGCUCCUGUCUUGGGACUCUUUUGGACUCUUGGCGCCCAGGAAAGGGGGUGAGAAGCCAAGGGGGGUCGAGGAGCCUUGCGGUUCAGCGUGUUCAAGAUGUGUUGCAACCAAAUGAGAUAAGAGUCAGUUCCCAGGCCUGAGUAUUCUUGGCAUUGACAGAGUCUAUUCAUUAGCCUUUUUGAAGCUCUCUCGUACUGAUAAAAGUAACGGUUUGCCUAUGCAACAGCAUCUUGUGAGAAAAGCAGAGGAAAACUUUAGCUGUGGAUUUUUAGAAGAGAGAAAAGGAAUUUUGGACAGUUUUGAGGCUUGGUUGGGGGGGUGACUUCGGGCCUAGGUGGGGUCACCUGUCCUCACCUCCUUCAUUUUAACCAUCAAUCCCUUUUCCCAGCAAACUCUGGGAAUGGGAGCUCUGUGAACAGGAGUCUCUUAACUCUCAGUGCCCUGAACAAGCUGUUAUUCCUAGGAUUCUUUGGGGGAAGCCAUGAUGGUUUAAAGUGGUAUGAUACCGCUUUAAAUCUAUAGUGCAGAUGGGCCUCAGUAUAAGGCACCUUGCUAUGUGUCCCUGUUCCAACUUUACAAAAAGGUGGAAGAGGCAAUUCCUGAGAAAUUCUCCUGACUCUUUCUUUCUUUCUUUCUUUCUUUCUUUCUUUCUUUCUUUCUUUCUUCUGCAGCUGGCAAGACAUAGUCAACAAGGUCAAUGCCCAGGUGGAUGAAGAACAGGCUCCUCGUUACCCACAAAGCCUCCACCUGGGCGGCCGACCCGGGCAAGAGCGAGCGAUAGCCGACGUCAAUCAAGCGCUGGCCAAUCCACAGAGAGGGGCGGGGAAGCAGCGAGCCAGUUGGGAAGCGGGAAAAGGAGGAACGGAUGAUGAGGAACUCCAUAUGGGUAUGGGUUCCGGAACUUCUGGGUUCCUGAUCUUAAGGGGGCUGUUACGUGGGUGGGCAGAGGAGGAUUCUGGGAUUGCUCCAUGUGAUGUCACAGGGCACAGCCUUCUGCACAUGCAUGUUUUGGGGUGGUGAGUUGGGAGUGGGAAAUGAACUCCUGUCAAUGAAAUACAAAGAUGGGCAAUCUGUGGCCCUCCAGUUUUGCCAAACUCCCACAGUACCAGAAGUCUGGCCAGUAGCCAGGGAUGGUGGGAUCUGUGGUCCAGCUACAUCUCUAAUAUAAAGUCUUGUUCAGCCACUAGAUAGAUAGAUAGAUAGAUAGAUAGAUAGAUACAGUGGUACCUCGGGUUAAGUACUUAAUUCGUUCCAGAGGUCCGUUCUUAACCUGAAACUGUUCUUAACUUGAAGCACCACUUUAGCUAAUGGGGCCUCCCGCUGCCGCCACGCCGCCGGAGCAUGAUUUCUGUUCUCAUCCUGAAGCAAAGUUCUUAACCCGAGGUAAUAUUUCUGGGUUAGCGGAGUCUGUAACCUGAAGCGUACAUAACCCGAGGUACCACUGUAGAUAGAUAGAUAGAUAGAUAGAUAGAUAGAUAGAUAGACAGACACACAUACAAACACACACACACACACACACACACACACAAACAAACACAAACACACACACACACACACACACACACACACACACACAUUGUGUGGAACAAAAGGAGGAGAGCCAGAAAGAAUUCAUUCAUUCAUUCCAGUUCCUAUCCUGCCCUCCUUCCCAAAGGAGUCAAGCGCAGCAAAUAUCAAAACGUUAAAACUGAAAAUAAAAUGAAAAUGAAAUCACUUAAAGGCCAUUAAAAAACAACAACAACCAACAAAAAACAUUCAGAACUCAAAGCACAUGUGUGUGAGAGAGAGAUCCUUUAGGUUAAUGGGGUCAUUUGUGUGGGUUUGGCAUUGUGCCUUGUACAAAUCUCCGUAGAAAUACAGUAGUCAUGGAAGUGGGGUGAAAAAAGCUGGGCGGGGAGGUUGUUUGCCUGCCAGGGGCCCAGAAACCAACUAGCAGGGCCAGGGACUCCGUUGGUUCCCCCUGUGAUCUUCCCAUCAUGCCAUCCCCUCCACUUCUCUGAACGAAAGCUACUUGUUGCCAUGACGAUAGAGGGAGCAUCCAUGCUGCUCUGUGUCCUGCCACAGCAUCGCUAGGCCCACAAGCAGCCAUCUUCACUGGCUCUGCAGCCGGGUAGUUUCCAUGGAUACCUUGCAAGUCCUGCUCUCACCUGAAGGAAAACCCCUGCCGCCCUGCCCCGGCCGAAAAGCAUGUCAAUUAACAUUAUUUAUUAAAUUUCUAGGCGGUCCUUCCACCUAAAGGAGCCAACUAAAAGUAGGGAAACAAUACCAUUAAAAUAAAAUAAAAACCUAUUGAAAAGCAUUCCAAACAUCUAUUUUAAAAAGAAAGAAAGAAAAACAAUGGUCAUGUUUUAGCAUAGCUAAUAAAUAAUUUCCAAGGUUGCUGGGAACAGUCUCUCUCUGUCAUCAAACGCCUGGGUGAAUAGGAAUGUUCCUUCAAAAAUCUCUCCUGAAUGUUAAUAAUGAGGGAGACAGACUCACCUCACUCUGGGAGGUACUCCAAAUUUAAUCCCCCUGCCUUUCUAAAAGGAAUUGGAACCAGCACACAUUUUAUUUCAUUUCAUAAGAUUUAUACACUGCUUGAUUGUAAAACAAACAAAAAAAAAACCCCCUCAAAGGAUGCUUCUGGGAUCAAGCCACCAAUUAGUAUAUAUAUUGUACUAAUUUAAAUAUUAACACCUAUGGAAAGAAUCCUCCUCUGAGUUCUUGUUCUUCAGCAACUGGGAGACUGGACACACAACAGGGGGGGGGGAGUAAUACAAGAGCCAUAUUUCUUAAUUUGUUCUUUACUGGGGGUUUUUAAUUGUAGGUUUUUCUGGAAAAAUAUAUAUAAAUACAUUUAUAAAAAACAAAUGCAAGAUUGGAAAAGUGAGAAACCAAGAGAAGCUGAAAUACACUUUGCCCUUCCCUACUGUUGAGCUUGAGAUUGUAUAUUCUUUGGGGCAGGGAUCCUGCCACUUUGGGGCUUGUGCUGCUCCCAUUUCCAUAGGCUUUGGAGUCGCAGGUUUUAGAAGCAGGACAAAAAUUGGUUGGGAAUGCAAACCGUCUGCUUGAUGCCGUAAUCAAUCUUACAAAGCGCAGUUGGGAGAAGUGGGAUUUGAACCCAUAGCUCCCGAAGAGACGGUGCUUUGUCAGGUACAGGGCAACAAACAAGAUGGAUGGUUCCUCCACAUACAGGAGCUGACUAGACUGGAGACAGGCAUUGUUAAGAGGUUUGACACUUUCACCUUUUCUUUUCUUUUUACUUUUGUUCAGAUGCUGGCAUGAUUGAGAAAGGAGGCAAUUCUCAGCCCCAGAAGGAUGCAGUCAUCCAGGAACCAGUGGUAAGAAGAGAGGAAACUGGGAUUUUUACACGGUCAGGAAACAACAUGUGGUGGCACCCAACUUGUGGAAUGCUCUCCCCAGGAAAGCUCGCCUGACACCUUUGUUGCAUAUCUCCAUAUAUUAUUUUGUUGAAAUAAUUUUUAUUUGAUUUUUAAAAGUAUAAAGUUAUAACAAUACAACCAUACACAUACACAUUUGGAGAUUCCUCCGAAUCUCUGGACUUCCCACCUUCCCCUCCAUCCUAUUAUUAAAUUGUUUUUUACUGCAUCUUUCUACACCAUCAUAUUUCACUAUCUUCUAAACAUUUUCUAAGGCUGAUAAUGUGAAUGUUUAUUUAAAUCCUGCCAUCAAGUCUAUUGACUUUCUUUGCUUCUGCAAAUAUAAUAUGAAUGGUUCCCAAACUUUUUCAAAGUCUCUGUUGUCUUUUUCUCUUAGUCUAGCUGUCAUUUUUGCCAGUUCUGCAGAGUUCAUCAACUUCUCUUGCCAUUGUUCUUUAGUUGGUAUUUCUCCAGUCUUCCAAUUUUGUGCAAUCAACAUUCUUGCUGCUGUCGCUGUCCAAGUUGGAGGCAGCCUGGGGUUUCCACAUCUUCACCAUGUGCAGCGUAAAGAUAGACUUCCCUGUCUGCCUCCCACCAUUCAGUUUCAUUUGAUAAUGCCUUAUUUUUUAGUACGAUGAGGCGGGAGAGAAAAAGCCACGUAGCGCUGGCUGCAAUGGGUUGACUCUAAGAACCAUAAGAAGGGCUAGAGUUCUAUGAGGAUUACAGAAGGAGGGGAUCAGACUUUGUCUUGGCCAAAGGCCUGGUGGAACAGCUCUGUCUUGCAGGCCCUGCCGAAAGAUGUCAAGUCCUGCAGGGCCCUAGUCUCUUGUGACAGAGCGUUCCAUGAGAUUGGAGCCACAACCAAAAAAGCCCUGGCUCUGGUUGAGGCCAGCCUAACCUCCCUGUGGCCUGGGAUAUCCAACAGGUUUUUAUUUGAAGACCAUAAGGUCCUCCAUGAGACAUACCAGGAGAGACGGUCCCGUAGGUACGAGGGUCCUAGGCCGUAUAGGGCUUCCGACUGUGAAGGCAGAGUGUAGCCACCUCCGCCGAUGAAUUUGUCCCAUCCUCUUUAAAAGUCAUCCAAGUUGGUGGUCAACACUGCCUCCUGUGGGAGUGAAUUCCACAGUUUAACUGAAUAGGACUAGCAUUGGAGACAACUCUGUGUGGGUCCCUCAUUCCUUGCUUUCCUGCUCAGGUGCCUGAUGCUGCUGACCCUGCCAAAGACCCCAACAAUCAAGGGGAAGAUGAGUUCGAGGAGGCAGAACUGGAACGCCCAGACUUUGAAGAGAAACUAGGUCAGGCUGUUCCACUAGGCCACACCAACGGACCAGCUAAAGAUGCAACAAAGGGAAAGAUUCAGAAGGUAAAACUUUUGUUUCUUGUUUGGAGUUUGACCCUGGAGCUGUAAAGAGUGCCUGGAACUGGAGGCAGCUCAGAUGACAACACAGUAAACCAUGGUUUGUUUGGGUGGGAGAUGCACCUCAGCAACGCUUGAGCUCCACCUCCUGCUCUUUUCUCCAGCACAGCUGCAAAGAUGAGCUUGGAAGUUUGUGGUUCUGUUUUCUGUGCGCAGCCUGGGAGUCAUUUUGGACUCGCAGCUGUCCAUGGAGGCGCAGGUCAAUUCUGCGUCCAGGGCAGCUGUUUACCAGCUCCACUUGGUACGCAGGCUGAGACCCUACCUGCCCACGGACUGCCUCACCAGAGUGGUGCAUGCUCUGGUUAUCUCCUGCUUGGACUACUGCAAUGUGCUCUAUGUGGGGCUACCUUUGAAGGUGACCCAGAAACUACAACUAAUCCAGAAUGUGGCAGCUAGACUGGUGACUGGGAGCAGCCACCGAGACCACAUAACACCGGUCUUGAAAGACCUACAUUGGCUCCCAGUACGUUUCCGAGCACAAUUCAAAGUGUUGGUGCUGAUCUUUAAAGCCCUAAAUGGCCUCGGUCCAGUAUAUCUGAAGGAGCAUCUCCACCCCCAUUGUUCUACCCAGACACUGAGGUCCAGCCCCGAGGGCCUUCUGGUGGUUCCCUCACUGCAAGAAGCCAAGUUACAGUGAACCAGGCAGAGGGCCUUCUCGGUAGUGGCACACACCCUGUGGAGCGCCCUCCCACCAGAUGUCAAAGAGAACAACAACUACCAGACUUUUAGAAGACAUCUGAAGGCAGCCCUGUUUAGGGAAGCUUUUAAUGUUUGAUGCAUUACUGUAUUUUAAUAUUUUGUUGGAAGCUGCCCAGAGUGGCUGGGGAAGCCCAGCCAGAUGGGCGGGGUAUAAAUAAAUUAUUAUUAUUAUUAUUAUUAUUAUUAUUAUUAUUAUUAUUAUUAAUUAUCAAUCAACUGCAGCUCACCAUGGUGCAUGGAACUGAUAAACCAUGGUUAAUCUUAACGAUGCAUUGUGAAUAAGAACAUUUCCUGCAGGCUUCUGGUUGGCCUCUUUGAGAACAGGAUGCUGGAAUAGAUGGGCCACUGGCAGACUCUUAAUGUUCAGCUGAAGGUUGCCCAGAACAAAAUGUGCAUGUCCUAUUGAAAAAGAUCCUUCUGCCCCUGAUUUCUGGCCUGGAAGGUGUUACGGGAGCUCAGCAGAGCUGUCCCCACCUGAUACCCUUUAAAGCUGCUCAGGCUGGUCUGGCCCCUUCAGCAGAGCAAGCAACUGGCUGUUCAGGCUCUCAGACCUUCCUCCUCCUUCCCCUCACUCGCCUGUGGGUUAUUAUCCGAGAGACGAGAUCCCCUACCUUGUUUUGACAAGCUGCCAAGCCUUCUCUGUGUCUCCUGUUUCUCCAAGGCUGCAUUUUACCUGUCAAAAUCUAAAACAAAAAUUGGUAGGUAGGUAGGCAGGCUCGGUUUGUUUUGUUUCUUUAAAAAGUACACUCACACAGUGGCAUCCGAGCAGAAAGUGUGGCCCUCUCUAGAUGGGUUUGGCUGUAGACUCGGGUGGAUCUGAGUGCUGCAGAUGUUAGUUUUUGGAACUAGCUUGAAAGGUGUGGGGUGCGGAGGGAGGGAGAGGGGGACAGAGAAAGAGAAAGGGAGGAAGAAUAAUGCGUGUGAGCGUGUGAGAGAGGGGGACCUUUUCUGACACCCGAAUAGGCCUUUCCUUGCAAUCCUAUGCUGUCUCUGACCUUCCUAGGGUCUGAUGCUACUUUUGAAGUCCUGGGCAGAGGAUUCAGGGGUCACUGUAGGGUUUAGGGCAGGGGUCACCAUACUUUUUCAGCAGGAGGCCAGUCCACUGACCCUCAGACCUUGAGGGGGGCCGGACUAUAUUUUUUGGGGGGGAUGAAUGAAUUCCUAUGCCCCACAAAUAACCCAGAGAUGCAUUUUUUAAAAAAAGGACACAUUCUACUCAUGUAAAAACACGCUGAUUCCCAAACCGUCCACAGGCUGGAUUUAGGAGGCGAUUGGGCCAGAUCUAGCCCCCGGGCCUUAGUUUGCCUACACAUGGUUUAGGGUAUAGUUGAAGGCUUUUGAGAAGCCCAGGUGACAUAUUCAUGGGGACUAGAUGCUUGUUGUUAUCAAAGUAAGGCCUACCCAGAAUUGGCACCUUUAAAUUACUGGAUCUAAGUUAGUCACAUGUAAUGAUUUUGGAAAUACAGUGGUACUUUGGUUCUCAAACUUAAUCCGUUCCGGAAGUCCAUUCCAAAACCAAGGUGUGCUUUCCCAUAGAAAGUGAUGCAAAAUGGAUAAAUCCGCUCCAGCAAUUUAAUAUGAAUUUUACUAUCUAACGAGACCAUUUGUCCAUAAAAUGAAAGCAAUAAACAAUGUACUGCAGUCACACAGUCAAUCUGUAGCUGAACUGGAUUCCACACAGUCACAAAAGCAAAAAAAAAAGAGCCGCAAAAACUAAAAUGCAUAAUAAAUAGCAAAAACAGACAGACCUCAACUAACACUCAAAACGGAAGUGUGGCACUCAAAUCAUCAGUGUAACACUCAAAACUUAGCACAUUCGGCUUCAAAAAAAAGUUGCAAACCGGAACACUUACUUCCAAGGGUUUGCAAUGUUUGGGUUCCAAGUUGUUUGAGUACUAAGGCGUUUGAGAACCAAGGUACCACUGUAUCCUUUUUCCAGACUGUUGACUCUAUUGGAUUUGUGUUUAUAAUUCAUUCUCUCUCUCUCUCUCUCUCUCUCUCUCUCUCUCUCUCUCUCUCAAUCUCUCUCUCUCUCUCUCUCUCUCUGUGUGUGUGUAUAUUUUAUACACACUGUGUGUGUGUGUGUGUGUGUAUAAAUAUAUAUGAAGAAAUUAAUGGACCUAAGUUAGUCAUGCUGAUUAAUUUCAGUGGGUCUGCUCUUGAGUAGGACUAAUGUUGGAUACAACCUUGUUGGCUGCCUUAACGACUAUAGGUAGUUCUUUCUGAUUUCCAAUUAUAGCGAAGCUCUUUGAAGGGGUCUCUUGCCUUUUCCACUGAGGAGUUUCUCCCUGGAGUCAUGGUCGGGCAGGAUCCUGACAACUCGUUAAUCCAAAAUAUUUACUGUGUGCAUUCCAGAGAGCAGUAAUAUAGCAAAAAAUAACAACAAUGCCAUAUUUACUUGAAUGUAAUGUGCACCUUUUUUGGCCAAAUUACGUUGUGGAAAUUUGGGGGCGCUUUAGAUUUGGUGGCACCAGCAAAUACUUUUUUGGUUUCAAGGUUUUGAAAACUGAGGUGCGCAUUAGAUUCAGUGGUGCAUUAGAUUCACGUAACAACAACAACCUAGGUCUUGCCAGUCCUAGCCCAACAGUCUUAACCCCUACACCAGGCUGACUCGGAGCAGAUCUACAUUUUCCUGAAUAAAACCCCCUCUUUGUGCCUUUCCUUUCCUUUCCAGGCUGCUGGUAGACCAAAGAAAAUCGCAGAUGACCCAAUGGAUGAUUAUCAGGAAGACCAGGAGCAAGAUCUUGUAUGAAAAACAGGUUCUUCUCUUUUCUCUGUCCCUCCCCAACUCUCAAACUUCUCUUGAGAAUAUGCCUUCAAGAAAAAUGCUAAUGCUGUUCAAAAUUCCCAGGCAUCUUUUUGACAUUUAAGGCAGGUUUCCUGGUCUAAAAAGUUACAGAUUUCAGCAGGAAGUUACAGGACGUGCGCCAGCUGAAAAUGAGGUGCCCCAGUAAGGGAAAAUAAAUAAUGGAAUCUCAGUGUAAAAAGGUGCCUGGAGGAGUCCUGGAGGAUUGCUCUGCUUAGUAAUCAGUUGGUUAAGCAGUUAACUAAGGAGUAGUGGAGGGUGCCCCACUAACCUUGGGCUUCCCCCAGCCAGCCCCCCCGCUGCCUGCCUUCUCCGUUGUCGGAUCUCCUUUUCCAGCCGUCCAAGUUGGUAGCUGUCACUGUUGGCAUGCGACCAAGGAAACGGGGGCAGCUGGCAGGCCCCCAUCUGGCUCCAGCCCACCGGCCGGUGUACCGGGCGAUCUCCAGUCCUUGGUGCAGCAUCUGUGACCCAAGCUUCAGAAGCUAGGGCACGCUACUCAGCAGAGUAAACACUACACAACAGAAUGGCAGGAGAAGUUGUGUGAGCAUAUUUACAAGCAGUUUAUUCAGCAUAAAGGUAAAGGGACCCCUGACCAUUAGGUCCAGUUGUGGCCAACUCUGGGGUUGCGGCGCUCAUCUCGCUUUAUUGGCCGAGGGAGCCGGUGUACAGCUUCCGGGUCAUGUGGCCAGCAUAACUAAGCCGCUGAGCCAGAGCAGCGCACGGAAAUGCCGUUUACCUUCCCGCCAGAGUGGUACCUAUUUAUCUACUUGCACUUUGAUGUGCUUUCAAACUGCUAGGUUGGCAGGAGCAGGGACCAAGUAACAGGAGCUCACCCCGUCGCGGGAAUUCGAACCGCCGACCUUCUGAUUGGCAAGUCCUAGGCUCUGUGGUUUAACCCACAGCGCCACCCGCAUCCCUUACAUACAUCAGGACAAAACAUCAGGACAUACAUCAGCAUACAUCAGGACAAAAGGAAAACAUGUCCGAUCUCCUUCGUGUCCAAAGCAAAACAGCAUAAGCAAAAGCUAUACACAAACGGAAGUUCCCAGCAUACUGUGCUGGAGUGUAAACAGACAUGUGACACACCACAACCAUGCCUGUUCCUUAAGGUGGAACGGAAUAUCCCAACAGUCACUGCCUCCUGCAGGAGCGAGUUCCACAGUUUAACGCCGCCCUGCAUCAAGGACUUUCUUUGAUCUGUCCCGAAUCUUCCAACAUUCAGCUUCAUUGGAUGUCUGGCAGUUCUAGGGAGAGAAAAAACUUCUCUCUGUUUCUCCACCCACUUUUGGUCACUUCGGUUUCCUUUCUCCUGAAGGAGCCCAGGGUGGCAAACACAGAAGCAGUCAAGCAUCUUAAGAACAAUUCCAAUACAGGAGCAGACUGGGAAGGAGCUCGACUUAAAAGCCUUGCUGGAGUAGGGAGGGCUUCGGCAGGUGCCCAAAAGACAGUGCCUGUCUAGUAUUUAAUGGGAGGGAGUUUCAAAUGAUGGGGCCACCACAGAAAAGGCCCAGUUCCUGUGUUGUGUGUGGUAUGGACCUCCUGAUAAGACGGCAUCACUUGGAGGAGGCCUUCACCUGCAAAGCAUUCAGGUAUUCUAGUCCCAAGCGGCAUAGGGACUAGCGCCUUGAACUUAGCCUGGUAGCUGAAGGGCAGUCAGUACAAGUCUCUCAGCAGUGGCAUAUCAUGAUGGUGAUGUCCUGCCUCAUUUAAUGCACUCUGAUUCCACUUUAACAGCCAUGGCAUCCUGGGAACUGUAGUUUAAGGGGAAUGAGAGUCACUAGGAGUCCCCUGCUCCCCUCACAGAGCUACAGUUCCCAGAGUAGUUUAACAAGCAGUCCCUCCUCUCAAGGAGCUCUGCAUGCAAAACGUUCUGGGUCCAAUUCCCAGACAAGAAUACUGAGCUAGAUGGGCCAAUGGGCUGACUCCAGGUAAGGCAGCUUCAUAUGCCCCUUUUAAAACCACCCUUUUAUUCCAACCAUGAGGACUAGAAUGUUGCUUCAUUGUUAAGGGAGGAGCCAUAGUUCCCCAAUGGCCCAGGUUCAAUCGCAGGCAUCUCCAGUGAGGACUGAGAAAGAUCCCUACCUGAAACCCUGGAAAGCUGCUGCCAGUCAGGGCAGAUAAUAUUGAGCUAGAUGGACCAAUAGUCUGACUCUGUAUAAAGCAUAGAAUCAUAAGAGCCGGAAGGGACCAUGAGGGUCAUCCAGUCCAACCCCCUGCAAUGCAGGAAUCUUUUACCCAAGGUGGGACUUGAACCCGCAACCCUGAGAUUAAGAGCCUCGUGAUCUACUGAGUGAGCUAUCCCAGCUGUAGCUUCGCAUGUCUUAAGAGAAGAGCUGUGGCUCGAUAGUAGAGCCUCUGCUUUGCAUGCAGAACGUCCAUUCCUCGGCAUUGGGAAUGUCAUCCCCCUGAAACCCCGGACAGCUGCUGCCAGUCAGUGUAGACAGUACUGCGCUAGACGUCCCAAUGGUCUGACUCGGUAUAAGGCAGCUUCUUACAUUCCCAACUGCUAUGCAUACAUGAUAGUUAGACUGGCGACCACUGUGCCGUUCACGCAGUGCCGCCUCCAUCCCAGCCCAUGAGCUGCACAAAAUGCAAAAGUGUUUCUCUGGCGGCAGCAAUGGCAGCAGCAGCAGCAGGCAUUCCUUCUCUUCCACCCCAAUUAAUCUGCCCAGCUAACAAGCCGAGGCAGCUCCCUGACCUACUUUCCAAAAUGCACGCCCCUGCUGUUCCCAAAGACAGGUAAUCUCCUUCCCCCACUGUCCCCCAAAUGCAAGGCACUUAGGAAGCGGCUUUUGAAUUUUUUAUAUUUGCCAUGCACUCUCACGACUUUCUUUUCCUGCUCUUAAAAAGGGAAAGCAACAGCAACAGAUCACAGUGGCAUUCUGUGGGUGUUUAUUCCGAAUUAAAUCUGCCAUGUUGCAGGGGAGGCCAGCCCAUUGGGGCAAAUGGGGGUUUCGCCUGUAUGUCUUCUACCUUACAACCAGUCCAGGUGAUGGCAACUGCCCAUCAACUUCCUCCUCCUCCUCUGUCUCAUUGAUGCCCCUUUCAGAACUUAGCAGGAAGGAUGGGGGCAAAGCAAAAAUUAAGUCGGCUCUGCUUGUCAUUGCCUCUGGCGCCACCUACUGUUAGGCUCCCUGCCUUCUGCCCUACCAGUCACCAUGAGCACCCGUCGCCACUGAUAUUCAGUGAUGUUGACUCCUGGGUGAGACUGGGAUUGCAGCCUUCAUUGCAGACAUCUGCUGAAGGAGCAACAGCUCUUCUGUCUCCCAGAAAUGAGCUUUCUGUGACUCUGACACACCCUGUCUCUGCUGCCAAGCACCCAAACAGGGAUUAUAUAAGAGUGGAAGAAGAGUGUGCCUGCUGGACCAUCUAGUAGUCCAGCAUCCUGUUUUCACAGUGGCUGACCAGAUGCCUUAAUAAUGUGCUCCUCCUCUGGUCCACCCUGAACCUCCCAUCAUUCAACUUCGUUGGAUGCUGCCUGGCUAUAGUGUUACGAGAUGCAGGUACUCCUGGUCUGGUUGUAAAUGAGACAGGAGACAGAUAGGGGGGUCAGCUUGAGGUUGGACUAGCUUAGCAGGUGUGCUCUGACUGGCAGCUGCUCUCUAGGUUUCCAGAACCUUGAGGCAUCUUUUCCAGCUACCAAUCCUUUUUUUAAAAAAAUAAAAGGACUAGAGAGGCCAGGGAUUGAACCAGGAACCUUCUACAUGCAGGCAGGUGUCCUAGAGUCUGCACCAUUUGAAAUGCCUGGCUUGCGCACCACAAUGGCUACUCCUAGCAUCUUCCUUGUGGGGUGGAUGUGUGUGUAGCCUCUCACCACCUUCCCUUUCUCUUAAGACAUUCAGUUCCUCUUCUGCUGCCCUUGCAGAGCUGCCUCCCAUUAGCAUAUCAAAAACAGCCACCUGCCACUGUUUCAAAAAACAGCGGAGCAAGCCCCCCAUGCCUAAGCAAAUUGGGAUAUGGAAUCAGGAGUGAGGAUGUUGGAGAAUUCUGAUGAAAACAGCAUGGAAGUGGAAAAUCCUUGAUGUUCCCUUAUUCGUUUCAGUGUCUGGGACGGAAAUCAAUUCGGCAGAUUUCGAUCAGUAUCCACCGUUGUUGUUUUCAGUCCCCAAAUGACGCGCAGUUCUUUCAACACGCACACCAACCAUUUGCACUGUGUUCCCUUUUUUGUAUCUUAAUGAACGGGCUGGAGUAACGCAAGGACAAUAUAAUUUCCUUCAUUAAUUACCUAAGUUGUGCUGUUUUGCCAUUGCGGACAGCGAGGCACACAGUGUGGGUUUCUUUUUUUGCAAAAGGUGAACCACUACAGAACGGAAACCGCGAGAUGGCGGAAUGGAAAAUGGUGCCUUCUUCCAUCUCUACCCCAGGAGAUGCAAGGACACUGAUUAGGUUCAUUUGAGGACAGUUUUCCUUUGUCUUUCUCACCAAGUCACGUCACCCCUCCCCUCCUCUUCCCCUCCUGCCUCAGAACAAAGUGACAAUGUUUACAGAAAAGAAACAACACCCAGAUGCUUAAAAUAGCUUUUCAAAGUCCACGCUCCUUUCCUUAAAACAUAAUAGAGAGAAGGCUCACAGGGCUGCAAAGGGCACAUUUCAUCGUGAUGAGGUGGAGAAAAUACCACCGAGACUGAGCCUGGCUUGUGCAGUGAUGCACAGCAGAAACUCCUAGAGAGGCAGCUUGAGGGCGGAGCCAACUGGUGCAUAGAUGUGCACCUGACCGUACUCCCCAGGUCAAGCAACUGCCUGAAAUUGAACGCUUGGCUCUCGGCGGGUCGCCAAUAUUCCUUGGAGGUUUUUAAACAGCGUGGUCAUCUGCCAGGGGUACUUUAGCUGCAAUUCCUAGAUGACCAUUGGAGUCCCUUCCAACUCGACCGUUAUUCUGUGAUUUGGGUUAUAAUCAUUGGCGGUUUUUAGUUUAGGGGGGUGAGGCAGGUGGGGGCAGGGGAGCAGAUGGUAAUAAUAAUAAUAAUAAUAAUAAUAAUAAUAAUAAUAAUAAUAAUUUUUAUUUAUAUCCCGCCCUCCCCAGCCGAAGCCGGGCUCAGAGCGGCUAACAACAGUAAAAUGAUAAAACAUUCUAAAAUCAUUUCAUUAUAAAAUUAAUUCCAUUCCGAUUAAUGGCAACCAUUGGACUAGAGUUCUGUGAGGAUUGCCAAAGGAGGGAGUCAGGUUGUGCCUUGGCCAAAGGCCUGGUGGAACAGCUCUGUCUUGCAGGCCCUAGUCUCUUGUGACAGAGCGUUCCACCAGAUCGGGGCCACAGCCGAAAAAGCCCUGGCUCUAGUUGAGGCCAGCCUAACCUCCCUGUGGCCUGGGACCUUCAAGAUGUUUUUGUUUGAAGACCGUAAGUUCCUCUGUGGGACAUACCAAGAGAGACGGUCCCGUAGGUACGAGGUAGAGGGAUAUUAAAAAAAUAUGCACUGUGCAGAGAAAGGGAAUAGGAAACUUAAGAGGAAUUCAUGGCUGUCAGUGGCUGCUAGCCACAAUGGCUAUGCCCUACCUCUGCUGUCUGGAAUCGCAGGUGAGAAGAGCGCUGUUGCUCUCAUGAGCUGCUUGCAGACUUCCAACAGGCCUCUGGUUGGCUACUGCAAGGACAGGAUGCAGGAAUAGAUGGUUCAUCAGCCUGAGCCGGCAGACAGUCUAUUCCUUUGGGGUUUUUUAAUACAAAUUUAAGUCAUAAAUAGAUAAAUGUUUGGUGCAGAUGUAUCUUUGGUCUCACUUCCCGAUUCCCCCUCAGAAACAAACAAACAAUAACUGAGCACUUUCCCCCCUUGCCCAAUAACAGGAAGAUCAUGGAGGUGAAGUAGACGAUGCUGAUGAUCUGGAACUGGCCCAGGAACCCAGAGGCCGAGUGGAAAGAGACUACUAA